AUGUUCAACGCUCUCAACCGCUUCAUGUCCCGUCUGGACGGCGACCAAACCCCGCGGCGAAACGAGCAAGGAUCCUUUGGCUUCCAGGUCCUUCGCAACACGAACCUCGAAUUAGCCAUAGAGCCUUGGUUCGACUAUAUUGUCGGAAUCAAUGGACGUCCAAUUGAAGAUGCCAACCCCUCCCUCUUCGCACAAGAAGUCCGCAACUGCUCCGGCGGCACAGUAUCUCUCGGGUUAUGGAACGCAAAGGGCCAACGUACGCGGGAGAUGCACAUUUCCGUGCCCCCAGACACUGCGUCCCUCGGGCUCACACUGCAACACUCCCCAAUUGCGCUCGCCGCCAACAUCUGGCACGUCCUGGACGUCGCAGCCAGGUCUCCAGCCGACCAAGGCGGCCUUCUCCCGUACAGCGACUACAUCCUGGGCAGCCCUGAGGGCUCGCUACAUGGCGAGGGCGCCUUGGGUGAGUUGGUCGAGGAUCACAUCGGCAGACCGCUGCGGCUGUUUGUCUACAACAACGAAUACAACGUGACCAGAGAGGUCACCAUACAUCCCAGCCGGGAUUGGGGUGGUGAGGGAGCUCUGGGGUGUGUUCUGGGCUACGGCGCGCUGCACCGCCUGCCUGCACCUCUGAGCGAGCCUGUUGAUGCGCCCGGGGAAACCAUGUUUGAUGGAGAUGUUGGCGACAAGUCAGGAAGCGCCGCGUUUGUGCCGGCGUUCGAAUCUGGUUCCCAAGCUGCAGCCUCGACAACACCCCCACCAGGAGGUGAAUACGUUGUUCCAGCUCAAAUGGUCGGGCUGGACCCUGUGGCGGCUCCGCCGCGACCUGCCGCCAAGAAGAAGGACAGACAGCGCGGUGCCAACAACUUUAUGGAUGACUAUUUCAAGGAGCAGGAACAGAAGAGCAGGGACUUGGACAAGGCCCCGUCGAGUAAGUCAUCGGGUGCGCCACCGCCGCCGCCAAAAGCAGGUGGUCCUCCAAAAGCCGAAUCCAGCACCGAACAGUAA
Ustilaginoidea virens is the source of this 1008-nucleotide messenger RNA. RefSeq lists its product as uncharacterized. Gene Ontology annotation, biological process: Golgi organization. Gene Ontology annotation, cellular component: Golgi apparatus. Bases 1 to 1008 code for a protein of 335 amino acids. The record is from RefSeq and is a predicted model, not a curated record. The transcript is spliced from 3 exons. Gene Ontology annotation, molecular function: protein binding. NCBI's taxonomy places the organism in Eukaryota, Fungi, Ascomycota, Sordariomycetes, Hypocreales, Clavicipitaceae.